CUCCGAUCCGACUCCGGCUAUUGUUAGUUCGAUUACGAGUCCGGCAAAAUGGGAACCACUAGUUCUACCCGAAGUCGCAGUUGUCCGAAGUCGUCGAGAGUCACAUGGAGUCGGAGUCGUCCGGAGUCCACACGAAUAGGAGUUGGUCGGAGUCAACAGGAGCCGUCCGGUGCAAUGUGCUUGUGAUCAGGAAUUUAAUUUCGUUGUGGUUUUUGUCUUUCAUUUUGCACGUUCGCUUGAUAUACAAGUCUUUGUUUCGAAGGCCGACUCCGGACCAUUCCGGAAGACUUCGAACGACUCCGGACGACUCGAGAUGCAUUCGAUUUCCAACGACUCCAACCGAUUCCGGACGACUCCGAACGACUCCAGACGACUCGGGAUGCCUUCGAUUUCCAACGACUCUAGACGACUCCGGACGACUCCAGACGACUCCGAACGACUCCGAACGACUCCGAACGACUCCGAACGACUCCGAACGACUCCGAACCUCUCCGAACGACUCCGAACGACUCCGAACGACUCCGAACGACUCCGAACGACUCCGAACGACUACAAACGACUCCGAACAACUCCGGGUGACUCGGGAUGUCUUCGAUUCCCAAAAGACUCUGAACGACUCCGAACGACUCCAAACAACUCCGGAUAAUGCUGGGCGGACCUACCUUCCGGAGCCGGUUCCGAAAUUAUCGGAGUCGGAUCGGAGUCGACUCCGGAUUUGUGCCAAUUUUACCCAUCACUACUCUGAAUAAUCUAGGUGUCAAAGGAAAUGCCAGCAGACGUGUUGCCAGAAAUAAAAAUGGCGCGCAAAGUGUAGAACGUGUUGAUGUUAUGUUGCUCGUCCCGCAAACGAUGGAAUCGGAAUUUGAAGGCUUUUCCAGUGGCAGUGAAAUAUUGACCAAACAUGCCGAUCGGUGGCGUAAGGUGAGCUUCGGUGUACCGGUUUUCGAUCGGCUUACGGGUGGCGGUAUCGGUGCCCGGGGAAUCUUCGAGCUGGCGGGUGAUCCGGGAUCGGGCAAAACACAGAUCGCACUAAAGCUAGCACUGACGGCCCAGCGCACCGUGCCGAACUCCUGCGUGGUGUACAUCUGCACCGAGCAUAGGUUUCCUUCGCGCAGGCUGCUACAGAUGGAGGCAGAAUACAAACGCCAGCAGAGUGCGGAUGAUGCCGUCCGGGACCAUAACUUUGUGGACCACAUACUGGUGGAGCACGUAUGGUGUUUGCCUACCCUGAUGGCCUGUUUGUUCGAUCGCCUGCCCAAGCUGCUGGAAAGCACAAAAAUCAGUAUGCUCAUCAUCGAUUCCAUCGCGAGCCCAUUCUUGGAGGAAAGGGACUACAUUUCGCGGGCGGAAACCUUCCGCUCGAUAGUGCACCGGCUGCACCAGCUGCAGGAGCGGCACAACUUUGCCAUCUGCGUAACGAACCAGGUCCGUUCGGUGAUCGACUCUUCCACGCUGGACGACCAGCGGAACGUACCGGCGCUGGGGCUCGCCUGGAGUACGCUGGUGCACACACGCUUGCAGCUUUCCCGCACCACGCUAAGCUCGAACGAUCGACGCUGCACGGUUGUGUUUGGACCAUCGGCCCCACCGAAGCAUGGCUUCUAUCAGAUCGACGAGUCGGGACCGGUGGAUACCGAAGCCCUUCGAGUAUCAAUGAGCUGAGUAAGAAACAACACCCACACAUGUUUUGCAGCUUUUCUAUUACACACCUCUCACUAGUGGUGUUCCAGCUUUAUUAUUGUUCAUAGGAGAUAGAUGUCGUGAUCGGGCCCAUCCGUGCCGAAUAUACCUAAUAUCAGUAGAGUAUGAGCGAUCGCGCGAGUUCACCUCUUUUUUUUACGGGAACGGUGAGAUCUUUUCUGCCAUACACACACACAUACACCAAUUACAAUCAAUUUUCUUCGACCAAAUACGAUAAAAAGUAGAGAGUAUAUAGGUUUGAUUGUUAACAGUACAGUACAUAAACAGUGUUCGUUUAGUAAAUGCGCCUAAACCAAUUUCCUCCUAAACAGAUUCCUAAAUAGCGAUAACAUUCACCUUUGGCAAAUAUGUUUAGAGAGUUUUACAAUCCGUGUAAGCAUCAGAGCACAAUGGACAACUGUGUGUGUGUGCGUUUUGUGUUGCGGUUGGUUUUGCUAACGUUUGUUUCUUUUUUUCUCUUAAUAAUUUAAACAUUUUUUCCUAAACUAAGCACAUGUUUCUACCGAUGGUUGAGUCUUUUUUUUUUAAUCUUGAUCUUCCGCUUAAAAUGCUGCUCCCAUGCGCGCUAAUCAUAAUUCAACUAGUCUCUAGUCUCUGUAAUCGUAUGUUUUAAAACAUUUCUCACUAGUUUUUGUUUGUCUUUCUUGUUUACGAACCGGUGGUGGGUAAUGUCGUUUUUAAAACGUUGAUAUUUCAUUUCUUCAACAACACGUUAGAGUAAUAGUAGUGGUAAUUUAGUAGAUAGCAGUUUAGUAGUUAGUGGUUAGCGUUAGUAAUUGGGUGUAAUUAUAGCAAUAGUGUUGUUUUUUUUUUCUUUUUCGUAAAAAGGUAACUCAAUUACCAAUCAUGCACAGGGGGCGCGUGGCAGAAGGCUUCCGCUUCCGCUGCAUGUGAAAUUAGAUUGUCUUAGUAGUACCAUUACACAGCAGGAUAGACGACACACGGGUUGUUUACUGUGGAAACAUUUUAGUAGUUUUUUUCUUCUUCUUCUUGUCUGUUUCGCUACUAUUACGACUAACGCUAUUUACACAUCACAUUAUGUAGAAUACCCGAUAGACAUUUUUUUCCUUUUUUAUUUCUUUUGCGUCUACUGUUCCGUGAGCAGAUGCGUAACAAUCCGCAGCAGAAACACAACAGGCUGACGACUACUGCUAUUUUGCUUUUCUCCUCCGUGCUUGCUAACACUUGCGCAAGCAAAUUAUUCUAUUGGAAAGCAAUUACUUUGUUUAAUGCUUCGCUACUAUUUCAGCUACCACGGUAAAACCCAAUUCGUGGAGUAAUGUUUUUUCUUCCUAAAAAGCACUAACAUGAUGGUUUGCAGAAAACCCCAAAAUCAUAAUUUAUUAAAUUUGCCACUAUAGUGGAUAUCUUUAUGCGUAGCGGGCUCCUGGGCGAACGCUGGGGAUGGUUUGCUGUGGGAGGAAAAUGGUCUGGUUUUAUCGUCAAACUAUCAUGCUACACAGAAACAACACCGCACGGAUGCCGCCGGAAAAGUAUGCAUCUUCCCGGUCGAUGUGUGAACCGUGAAUAUUUUGUGUUUAUCUCAUAAAAGCGUUUUAGAAACGCGCAACACAAAACAAAAAACAAAAUCGGAACCGUUAAAAGCAGGCAAAAGUUAAUUUAUCACAGGCGUAUCUUUUCGUCCGGAAAAUAUUCGAAGUCCCUUGACGGAUGUCUGAAAAAUGACGGGACAUUUGUUAGAAGGAGCAACAUCGGUAGUGUGGUGUGUGCGGUGGCAGUAGUGAGCAGUUGGAAGAAGAGAAAUGCGUAAUUAAAAUGGGGAUAACAUUAUUUUUUAUGAAAUGUACAAUGCAAUGCUAUCGGCUCCGUCAAGCGCAUGCUUUCUUUUCUUUGCUCAACGUGUUCCUUAUUGUUGAUGCAGCACAAUGUAGCACAAUUUGCAUUCCAUACUAUUGAUGAGAGAUUUGCGCGUACUAGAAUACACACUACAGCGAACUAGCGAUUGAAUAAUGACACAAACAAUAUACACAUGACUUGCUACUGAUCAGCAGCUUCGCCCUGCUACGGAACAUACAAUAAAAGAACAAAACGGAACGAUGCAAUUUAUGUUUGGCACGAUUAACUACACGAUCUACUACCAUGUUCUACUAUUGGGAGCUUUUCUUCAAUUUCGAACCGUGAUGAUGCUCGUCUGGAAAAAAAGGAACUUCAAUCCGAUUGUUUACGAUCACUUGUUUUGUUACCGCUAGCCAAUGAGGGUUUAAAUUUGCGUCUUCCUUUUACUAACCAACCCCACAUCGAAGCUUGUCAGAAAUGUAGAAAAGCUCUAUAAGAGUACGACUAUAUAAAUCCAAUACAGAGCGCAGCUGGGCGCUGCUGCCUCCAUUUUGUAUAUAUAUUUUUUAAUUUUCACACUAUUUUACACCCAAAACACAGAAACAUUUGGUUUUAACAAACUUUUGUACACUUCUCUGCUGUGACUCCAUCCGCAGCUGAUAAGUUCUCGGAGUGAACAUGAUUUUGCGAUGAAUGUGAUAAUGUGAUACUGAAAUUCAAAACUGCUAUUCUAUUUCAAAUCUAGAAGCAACGAAAGUAUCUCUUCAAACGAUAGCGCAAAACGAACGAAGGCGUUGUAAUGUUACGAUUAAACGGCGAAUGUCAACUGUUCAACUGUUCAUAUCAACAAUUACAGAAAAAACGGGCAAGCACAGCAUCUAUUCUAUCUAUAGAAAAGCAGCAUUACAAAAAUCAGUAUAAACUACAAAUCGGGCGCACAGUGUUCCCAUUGUUUUUUUUUGUU
Molecule: messenger RNA, 4462 nt
Organism: Anopheles coluzzii
Lineage: Eukaryota; Metazoa; Arthropoda; Insecta; Diptera; Culicidae
Product: DNA repair protein XRCC3
Exons: 3
Coding region: 646-1662 (338 amino acids)
Biological process (GO): t-circle formation; telomere maintenance via recombination; double-strand break repair via synthesis-dependent strand annealing
Cellular component (GO): Rad51C-XRCC3 complex; replication fork
Molecular function (GO): four-way junction DNA binding; ATP hydrolysis activity; ATP-dependent DNA damage sensor activity
Source: RefSeq, a predicted model, not a curated record